GAAGACACCAUUCCUCUUCAGGACAACUCCUGGCAGUUUCCUGCAGUGACCUCUGCGUUCUUCUCAUCUCAGCAUCCAUCCACCAUGUCGCUCUCUGUUCGUACGACAACCUCCACAGUUCCCAGGACUGUGACCUCCAAGUCCAUUAUCACUAAGACUCGGAGCAGUUCGGCGGCCUUUCCGCAAAAAGCCCACAGCGUGUAUGGAGGUGGUCUAGGAGGCAGCACCCGCAUCUCUACUUACAGAGUUGGAGGUGGUGGAGGAUAUGGUGGAGGAUACGGUUUUGGUGGAGGAUACGGAGGAGGAUACGGAGGAGGACAUGGUGGAGGAUUCAGCUCUGGAAUCAUGGUUGGAGGAGACAGUGACUUGAUCCAGCUGAAUGAGAAGGCCACCAUGCAGAACCUGAAUGACCGUCUGGCGUCCUACCUGGAGAAGGUGCGCUCACUGGAGGCUGCCAAUGCCACUUUGGAGAGGCAGAUCCGUGAGUACUAUGAGAAGAAAGGGCCGAUCGCACAGAGGGACUACAGCAACUACUGGAACACCAUCAAGGACCUGAAGGACAAGAUUAAAAAUGCUACCAUCAACAACGCCAACAUCCUCCUGCAGAUCGACAACUCUAAACUGGCUGCUGAUGACUUCAGGAUAAAAUAUGAGCAUGAGGUGGUGAUGCGGCAGUCUGUGGAGGCUGACAUCGCUAACCUGCGCCGCUUGCUGGACCAGACUACCCUGACAAAGGCUGACCUGGAGAUGCAGAUCGAGAGUCUGCAGGAUGAGCUGGCGUUUAUGAAGAAGAACCACCAGGAGGACUUGGCUGCACUGAGGGCACAGCUGACAGGCACAGUGAACGUAGAGGUCGAUGCUGCUCCUCAGCAAGAUCUGAACAAGGUUCUGGAGGAGAUUCGUUCUCAUUACGAGAACAUCAUUCAGAAACACCGCAGGGAACAGGAAGACUGGUUUAAAAACAAGACGGCAGGUUUGAACAAAGAAGUGGCCAUCAGCACAGAAACCAUACAAACAACGAAGACACAGUUCACAGAUCUACGACGCACCUUGCAGGGUCUGGAGAUCGAACUGCAGUCUCAACUCAGCAUGAAAGCGGCACUGGAAAACUCACUGGCAGACACAGAGGCUAGGUACAGCGCUAUGCUAGCAGGCUACCAGAACCAAAUCAACAUGCUGGAAGCCGAGUUAAGUCAAGUAAGGGCUAGCAUUGAGCAACAGGGGCGAGAAUACGCCUUGUUGUUGGACAUCAAGACUCGUCUGGAGCAGGAGAUCGCCACCUACAGGAGCCUCCUGGAAAACCAAGACAUUAAGUAAGUUCAUUUAUUUUAUUUGUCAAUUGUGUGUCAAAAGUGGUGCAUGGAUUAUGUUAAGUCAUUCAGUCCUGAAAUUACUUCACUAAUGCAUCUUUUUCUUCUUCUUCUUUUUUUUUCAGGACUCAAAUACCAGGUAAUUCUUUCUUUGCGUACUGAAGUGGGAUGGUCGGUUUCAGACAGGUACUACAGUGAAUGUAUAAAAUUUUGCAAUAUUGACUCUCUCUCUCUCUCUCUCUCUCUGCCUUUAGGUGCAACUGUCACUGUCUCCACAGGUGGAACAACAACAAUCCAGAAGACACAGCACUUCUAAAUGCAGAAUGCACACUGCUUUAUGAGACAACAUCUAGAUACACACAUAUAUUUGGUUUUGAAAGUUUACUAAAGUAAUAAUGAGAAAAAGUGCUAUAAAAAGAAAAACAGAUGAUGAUACUCAUAUUUGUGUGUGAUAAAACCUAAAGUCUCUGAAAAUAAAACUGCUGUCAUGAAAUUA
Messenger RNA from Carassius carassius (crucian carp), 1806 nucleotides. Its product is annotated as keratin, type I cytoskeletal 15-like. Bases 85 to 1317 code for a protein of 410 amino acids. The record is from RefSeq and is a predicted model, not a curated record. Gene Ontology annotation, molecular function: structural molecule activity. NCBI's taxonomy places the organism in Eukaryota, Metazoa, Chordata, Actinopteri, Cypriniformes, Cyprinidae. The transcript has 6 exons.